Messenger RNA from Yamadazyma tenuis ATCC 10573, 747 nucleotides. RefSeq lists its product as uncharacterized. Gene Ontology annotation, cellular component: microtubule plus-end; nucleus; cytoplasm. The record is from RefSeq and is a predicted model, not a curated record. Lineage: Eukaryota; Fungi; Ascomycota; Pichiomycetes; Serinales; Debaryomycetaceae. Gene Ontology annotation, biological process: cytoplasmic microtubule organization. Gene Ontology annotation, molecular function: microtubule plus-end binding.
AUGAGCGACAUCAGCAUAUAUAUCACAUCAGACCUCACCUCCUCCGAGAGGAAAGUAUCUCCCCAGUGGUCAAUUACGCACCUUAAGAUCCGCUUGGAACAGAUCACCGGGAUCGCCCCCAAGUUUCAAACCAUCCACCUUUAUCGCAUUUCCAACUCGAAUGAGUAUGAGGUGGUAGCAGACUCCAACAGUUACAACCGCCAAGCCGAUGAUCACAGCACGGUGGUGGCGCUCAACUUGGUACCAUUUUGCCGUCUUCAUGUGGUGGACGCCGACCCCAACUCUGAAAUGAGCCAGUUGGCGGCAGAAAAGCCUGAAUUUGAAUCCUACCAAAUGACCGAAGAAGAGUAUGCUAAAAGAUCCAAUACGGUGUUGGAGUGGAAAUCUCGCAACCAGUUAGGCCGGUUCGAUCCCCAAUUUAACCAAGAGAAGGCCCGCAAGCUUCAACUUGAGGAAGAAGCAGCCCUGUCAAUGAAGGUUGGUGAUCGGUGUAGAGUCAUCAACAUUCAGGGCGAGAGAAGAGGAACCAUCCGGUCCGUCGGCAAGAUCGAUGUGCUCGACAACGGUGAGGGCGUCUGGGUCGGGGUGGAGUUUGACGAGCCGGUGGGAAAGAACAAUGGACUGAUUGGAAGUGUUAGAGUGUUUUCGUGUAAGGACAAGCACGGAAGCUUUAUCAAACCGCAGAAAGUUGAAGUUGGUGACUAUCCCGAGCUCGAUCCAUUUGGCAGCGAUGAGGAAGAGUUGUAA